UGGGUAAACAAACUGGGGGAGGAGAGACACAAGCAGCGAGACUUUGCAGGCGCUGCUGGGCUUUCGGGGCAUUUUUUGUACACUUUUUAUCCGUUUUGUACACUUUUUAGUCGCUCGUUUCCUAAAUACUUUUACUACUUUGCUAUUCAGACAUCGGCGAGCUGUUUUUAAAACCCGUCUGCUCCGUCAGAAUUGGCUGGUUUUGCUAGCCCUUGCUAGGUAACCGCUUGAGAAGGAGGACAAAAAAUCAUUUCAGGUCGACACUCGUUUGUCAGAACCAGCAGAAAUUCCAACAGGAGUGUUUUUUACAUCCUAGGGAGCACCAAUAAUACACCCUCACUCUUUUACCGCGACUGUCUAGAAGCAAUAGCCGUUCGCUUUGAUAUUAUAACCCCUUCUCGGCGCUCAAGACCAGUAUGACUGCGGUGCUGAACAUCCAGAGGCUACUGGAAGCUGCCGAGUAUUUAGAGAGGAGAGAACGAGAGUGCGAGCACGGAUAUGCCUCGACGUUUCCGUCUAUUCAGAGCUCGUCCUACCAGAGACAAAGGAAAUUCCGGAAUAAAAAGUACAACAGCAGUCACAACAGGUCCACACACAACGAGUUGGAGAAGAAUCGACGAGCCCACCUCCGUCUGUGUUUGGAGCGAUUGAAGGCUCUCAUCCCGCUGGGACCAGACUGCAACCGUCACACUACACUGGGCCUCCUCAACAAAGCAAAAGCACAUAUAAAGAAGUUGGAGGAGACUGAUAGGAAGUCUCGGUAUCAGUUGGAGAACUUGGAGCGGAAGCAGAGGCACCUUCGCCGGCAGCUGGACUUCCUGCGAGGGACCUGCACACUCGGAGAGGCCGAGAGGAUACGCACCGACAGCGUGGGCUCGACCCUCUGCUCCGAACGCUCCGACCGCUCAGACUCCGACCAAGAGGAGAUCGAGGUAGAUGUAGAGAGCACUGAAUUCUCCCAUGGAGAGCUGGACAGUGUGAGCAUGGCCAGCACCAGCGACCUGGACGACCACAGCAGCCUGCAGAGCCUGGCCAGCGACGAGGGCUAUUCCUCCUGCAGCCUCAAGCUGGCCUUCAGCUCCUAGAUACACCCAUACACGCGUACACACUGUACGAAUACGCCCCCCCCACCCCAUGAAUCGACUCCAUCACAGUCCCUUACGCUCCGCCCCAGCGUCAUCACCGCCCCACCCCUUUGACCAGUCAGAAUCGGUCAUGUCAUUCAGAUGACCAGAGCACAAGCCUUGCACUCCAAAAAGUUCGAAAUGAUUUCUUUUGAUUGGUUUUGAUUGAUGUUCCUGAAGGUUUCAGCGCUCAGCGAACGAAUACAUCUAUAUGAGAUUUCAGCGUUUUUAUACAGUUUGUUAGGAUUCACUGCAUUUGUUGGAUUGAGAGAUUGUUCUGAAUGCAUUGUUGGCUUUCGUUUAACUCGAGCUUUCGAUGGAAUUUAAGUUAAACUUGAUUAUCAAAUUGUCUCGCUCCUCUGUGUAUAAAAGGCUUGUGAACUGGUCACCUGUCGGGACGUUCUCAAGCAACGAAGCAACAAUCUGGACAUCUGUGAACCAAUGAAACGAUUUGGACUUCUACUGGAACUUUGCACCCAGCAUAUCAAGAUCAGCGGCCCCAAUGUCUUUAGAUCGUUUUUCCGAUUUUAUAAGGCUGCUCGAUACCUAGGCACGAACUACAUCGAUUGGUGCUACGUGAAACAAACCCAACAGCGCAGACCAGAAAGCCCUUCUUACCAGUCUGCAGCGUUUGGUCAACGAAAAGGGUGAAAUAGAGGAAAAAACACACACAAAGGUCAUUCCCAUGGAUAUCGGGAGGUUACCUUUGGUGCAUUUAAACCGCGGAAACGGCCGAUGUUUCCGCUCCGCAGCUACAAGCAACUCUGCACUGUCCCGCCGUAGAGCUGACCAUAGACACCGGCACAAAGCCCACGACCAUAGACGUCCCAACUAGCAGUAACAAGCAAUAACUCCUCUAGUUCCAUCUCCACAUUAGGGUCACCCUCCCCACCCCUCCUCUCUUUUUUUUUUUUCCCCUCCUCUAAAGGCACUUUGUGUCCGUCCAAAACAGCAAAAUCCAACUUGCUUGGUUGUUUUUUGUAUAUAAUACAUAAAUAGUUUAAUAAAUUAAAACAAAAGGAAAAAAAAAUGGAGUUUAAAAAAUGGUAGUUACCCAUGGGUAGAACUAUUGCCUCUGUUGCUGUUUGUCUUGUGUUUUUUGUGCAUUUUAAAUUAUAUUUUUGGAAAAAUUUACUAUCCUCCUCAGAUGCGCUGGCAGAGUGGCAUGGACAGUAUUACCGUUUUAUUUCAUUCAUUAUUUUUUACUAUCCUGCCCCCCAAAAAAAGAUGAAAUUCAGUAGCGUCCCCAAACCAGACGAAUGUUAACACUCCCAGGAGCGACAAAUGAGUAGAAGGCAUGCGGUGGGACCCUGAGACCCCGAGCACGGUCCUUUCGGAACCACGCUUCGAGUCGUGCUCUCGUUAUUUAUUAGCUAGUUAAUGUUUGUGUUUCGUUUCGUGUCGAAGCUGAGAGGCAUUCCUGUAGAAGAAAAGGGCGGCGGCGCUGUGGAUCCGGGGGGGACGCCUUGCCGAGAGGUUACCCACGGUGCCCCUCGACGGGCCCCUUGCCUUUCCGCCAGUUCACUCGUCCAGCUCGUCAGCGGAAGGAAUGAGCAGUCUGAAAUUUUUUGUAUUUAUUUCUCGUUCCCCGACACAAAUAUUGGAAGAGAAGCUUAAUUUAUUUGUUCUUCUUUUUUUUUUUUUUUUUGUUUUCUUAAUGUUUUUUGUAUGCAUUCCUCUCCCGCUCAGAUUUGGAUUGCUGGAGUGAAGGGAGAAGCAGGCAGUAGAUCAAUUCAAUGUGAUGUUAAAGUAUAUAGAUAUAUAUAUAUAUAUAUAUACAUCUUAUUUUCCUUUGAGCCUGAACGUGUCCUCCUUCCAUGGCUGCCAUUCACCGUCAGAUUCAGAAAGCGCUCGGCGACAGAACGUGUUGGAUGGAAGAGAUCCGCCCAUCUGCUAACGUGAGGUCACUUCUCAGCGUGGAACAGCGGAAGCUUUGACUUCAAAGGAACAACCUGAGUGGACUUGACACGGCUAUCGCUGUUAGCGCUAGUGUUCUUGAAUGAACGGAGCUGGACUGAACGUGGUGCUGUUACACCAGGCCAAACUACAGAAGAGCUCUGUAUCCCUCCCUUUAUCUCCUCCUUCUCCCCAGCUUUUGAGGACACAGCUACCUUUUUUUUCUUUCUUUUGUCUCCAUAAUUUGUCCAUUUGUUCCUUUAUUUUUUCUUGAAUCUGCACUUAAAACCAGGGCCCACGUUGAAAACCAGUGCUUUCGAACACAACACUUCUUGUCCCGCACCACCAUACUGUGGACACUAGUGCGGACUGAUCUGGAAUCAGGUCGCCAAAACUGACCUGCAGACAGCAGGAUGGAUUCGUCCAGUGGCAUCAAGCUGCUCAGUCAAACUGAUCCAGGAUCAGCCCGUGUUUGCCUAUAAUCCACUGGGAUGCUUAAUGUAAAACUGAUCCUAGAUCAGCGCCCACGUUCGUCCAGCCGCUCGGGCCGGCGUAGCCUGUUUGCAGAUCAGUCUCUUGCGACUAAAAGCAGUAAAAACCCGAGGGAAUCUGAUCUGAGAUCAGCUCUGCUGCUUGCUAGCUGCGAUUGGUGCAUUUCCCCUCCAGUGUCGUAGCACAGAGCUCAUCGUCAGCCAACGUCACUAAACACUCUGCUUUUUGGAAAGCAGCCCUGAAGCCUGAGCUCUGAGAAGCUUGACGCGUGCCGCCCCCUGCAGGCUCUCUGAGUGAGUGCAUGUGUUCCGAAAGCUUUGGUUGUGGGAGAAUUCCGCCGAUAUUCCAAAAAUGUUUGUAUAAUUCAGUCAUCGAGUUGUAAACGAAGUCAUUCGGAGUGAUUUGAUGAAGGACGGUCGUGAAACUUGGUGGUGAUGGGAACCAGGGUUCGUUUUAUUGACUAUCCAAAACCACCACUGAACCUAAACGUGUUGGGAUUAUUUUUAUAUGGUACUGAUUAAAGUAGUACUGCUAUAUCUGGAAAAAUAAAUGUUCUUUGGGCACUGUUUUGCCCCAGAACUCCCUACUUGUACCACUCAGCCUUGAAUGGCUUUUAAAAAUCUAUGUUUUAAGCCAAUUUGUAACCAGAUGAUGUAGUAACUUUUUCUAUGAGGAAGCUUUAUUUACACUUUUGCCAUUUAAUUAUACGCACGUUUUGAAAAAUGGGCGGAAUUCCCCUUUUGAGGGAAAACGGGCCUGAAGUUGGGUAAAGCUAUUCCGCCUGGAAGACGCCAGGUCCUGCUGAACUUUGUGGCCAUUCUUUGUUAAACAUGCACUCUGAUUAUAGCUGUAAGUCAAACUGCAAUACUUACAAUAAACACCAAGAUUGUCAAAUCUGAAGACCAAACCAAA
Pygocentrus nattereri (red-bellied piranha) is the source of this 4424-nucleotide messenger RNA. RefSeq names its product max interactor 1, dimerization protein (gene mxi1). The coding region runs from base 417 to 1085 and encodes 222 amino acids. NCBI's taxonomy places the organism in Eukaryota, Metazoa, Chordata, Actinopteri, Characiformes, Serrasalmidae. The transcript has 6 exons. The record is from RefSeq and is a predicted model, not a curated record. Gene Ontology annotation, biological process: regulation of transcription by RNA polymerase II. Gene Ontology annotation, molecular function: protein dimerization activity; DNA-binding transcription factor activity, RNA polymerase II-specific; RNA polymerase II cis-regulatory region sequence-specific DNA binding.